This is a messenger RNA of Fonsecaea erecta, 2268 nucleotides long. RefSeq lists its product as hypothetical. Gene Ontology annotation, biological process: attachment of mitotic spindle microtubules to kinetochore. The transcript has a single exon. Lineage: Eukaryota; Fungi; Ascomycota; Eurotiomycetes; Chaetothyriales; Herpotrichiellaceae. The record is from RefSeq and is a predicted model, not a curated record. Gene Ontology annotation, cellular component: Ndc80 complex. Bases 1 to 2268 code for a protein of 755 amino acids.
AUGUCGCAACCCACGGGCUUGUUCAGCGUACGUCGCCCGAGGGAGACCUUGGGCAAUAUCACAAACUUCUCAGGCAUUCCUCAACCAGCGUCUGCAAUCAAGCGCACCUCGACGAACACCGAACUGCGAAAUGCGCCGUACACCGCGUCUCAUGUGCGAUCGACGUCGAUAAACCAGAGCAUCCAGCGCCCUGCGCAACCCAUAUUCCAUCGCUCCUCGUCUGGCGGCAAUUUGGCAGAUAUGGGCAUGUCGACGGCUCGGCGGUCGGUCUCAAACAAUAUCUUUGGAAGCACACAGACUGGGCGACAGAGUCUGGCGCCGAACCAGCUGUUCGGCUCCCAAACACCGGCGUCGCAGGGUUUGCAGAGGAGAAGCAGCAUCUUUUCUCGCCCCUCUGGUCAUGGCCCCAGUGCGCACCAGUCGUUCUUCUCACAAACGCCUGCACCAGCAGGCGCACCCAAAGACCCGAGGCCGUUGAGAGAUUCGUCGUAUAGGGCACGACUAAGCCAGGAGUUGCUCGACUAUCUGACGCAGAACAACUUUGAAUUGGAGAUGAAACAUUCGUUGACCCAGAAUUCUGUCAAGUCGCCAACCCAGAAGGACUUUACAUUCAUGUUUCAAUGGCUGUACCGUCGCAUUGACCCCGGCUACAAAUUCCAGAAGAGCAUCGACACCGAAGUCCCUCCAAUCAUGAAACAGUUGAGGUAUCCUUACGAAAGGGACAUCACAAAGUCACACCUGGUCGCGGUCGGUGGCCAGAAUUGGCCUCGGUUUUUGGGUCUGCUGCACUGGAUGAUGCAGCUUGCUCAGAUGCUGGACAAUUUUACCCGCGGCGCGUACGACGAUGCGUGUACCGAAGCCGGUGUCGAUGUCGCCAGCGAUCGCAUCGUCUUCCGAUUCUUGUUUGGGGCCUACCAAGACUGGUUGCAGAUGGGCCCUGAAGACGAUGAAGAGAGUGAAGAAGCCGCCCUACAACCACAUAUCCAGGCAAUGACGGACGAGUUUGAGCGAAUCAAUGCCAAACAUGCCGAAGAGCUUCAACUCUACGAGGCGGAACACGAAGCGCUCCAAGCGCAAAUCGAUGAGUUCGAGCGUAAUGCGCCCGACAUCGCCAAAUUGGACAAGCACUUUAAGAUCCUGGAAGACGACAAGAAAAAGUUCGAGGAAUACAACGCCAAUGUCCAAGCAAAGAUUGAAAAGUACGAUUCGAGGAUAAAAAUCCUCGACGCCGAAAUCCAGAAGGUCGAGGCGGACCUGGAAGUCGUGGAGCAAGAACGACAGAAUCUACAACACUCGGUCGAUCGACAGGGUUUGAAUAUCCAAGACAUUGAUCGAAUGAACACCGAGCGCGAGAGACUGGCAAAGAGCCACGAAGACGCCCUGGCUGCGUUGGAUGAGAUCAACAAAAGGGUUCUCGAGAAGGAAGUUGAGACAGCCCGUAAACUGGAAGAUCUCGAGGCAAUCGUCAAACGAUACAAUUCUUUGGGUUACCAGAUGUCCCUCAUCCCCUCGUCCGCGGUCAACGCGAAAGGCGUAGAUUACGAGCUCUCUCUCAACUUGUCAGAGCCGAAUUUCUCCUCUUCGACAUCCCAAUCACGCCGAAGUCGUGCCUCGCCCAUCGAAUCUGAUCGCCUUCUCGCCGACCAAAAUGUCGGGUAUUCGCCCGUGCAUCUUCUCAACCUGGACCUUCGCGGCAUAGUUCGCAACGCAUUCAUCUCGCUCCGGAAAGAGAUCAACGAGCGCCGAAAAGCUGCAGCGGAAUCGGACCUCAACGCCCGCGACUUCCUCGACAACAUCUCAGAGGCGCUGCAUGAGAAGAACACUGAGAUCGACAAUCUCAAUUAUCGCGUGCAGGAAGCUUCCCGGCAAUACUCGACCUUGAAGGAGAAUGGCCAAACGGCGCAUACACAGCAGACUUCGGCAAUCGAAAAACUGGAGAAGGAACUCAGCCGGAUGCGAGAAGGGCUGGAAAAGGGGGUGUUGGAGCUAGAGCAGCGUGAGCUGGAGGUGCAAUUGGCGUACGAGGGGAUGCGCGAGGAAAGCUCCAGAGUCCGCGAGGAACUGCACGGUGGCAUCGAGAAGCUCCUGGAAGAUGUCAUCCGGUUCAAGGUCCACGUCCAGAAGGGCCUGGAGGAAUUCGAAGGCUGGGUGGGCGAGGAGGUCGAGCUGGAGUUGCUGGGUGACGAGAUGGGCGAGCUUGGACUAGAGGACCACCACGGCGAGGACGACGAGCACAUGGGCAACAAGGCGGACGAGGACAUCUUUUGA